GGAGCUGGAGGCGACGGUCAGCUCGCUGACAGCGGUGGAAGAGGAGAAGAAGCAGCUUCACCAUCUCUCAGAGUCCCUGCAGAACAACCUGGAGGCGCUGUCUCAUGAGAAGCAGAGGACCUUGGACAGACUGAAGGACAGCGAGCACCAGGCUCAGGAGCUGAGCAGCCAGAACGAACACCUCUGCCAGUCCAGCGGAAACCUGAGGACCAUCCUCCAGCAGAUCGAGGAGGAGAUGAGGAAACUGCAGGAUGAGAAACAGCUGGCUGAGGAGAGGCUACAGGAGAACGAAAAGAAAGCGUGUGCCCUGCAGGAGGAACGCGAGUUUUAUUCCACCCAGUCCCAGGAGCUGCAGGCCUCCCUCUCGGAGCUGACAGUGGAGAAGCAGAAGACGGAGAGCGAGCUGAAGUGGAAUUUCCGAGUGCAGGAUUGA
This is a messenger RNA of Chiloscyllium plagiosum (whitespotted bambooshark), 433 nucleotides long. NCBI's taxonomy places the organism in Eukaryota, Metazoa, Chordata, Chondrichthyes, Orectolobiformes, Hemiscylliidae. The record is from RefSeq and is a predicted model, not a curated record.